AUGACUUCCACUGAUAAAGAUUUCAGAUUCAUGGCCACCAAUGACUUGAUGCUCGAGCUGCAGAAGGACAGUAUCAAACUGGAUGAGGACAGUGAGAGGAAGGUGGUGACGAUGCUACUGAGGCUUCUCGAAGACAAGAAUGGAGAGGUGCAGAACCUUGCUGUGAAAUGCCUGGCUCCUCUGGUGGGUAAGGUGAAGGAGCCGCAGGUGGAGACCAUGGUGGACACACUCUGUUCAAACAUGAUGUCCAACAAAGAGCAGCUUCGAGACAUCUCCAGCAUGGGCCUGAAGACCGUCAUCGCGGAGCUUCCUCUGUCUACAACAGGUGUGAAUCUGACCACUUGUGUGUGCAAGAAGAUCACUUCUCUGUUGAUUGGUGCCAUGGGAAAGCAAGAAGAUGUGUCCGUUCAGUUGGAGGCUCUGGAUAUCCUUUCGGACAUGUUAGGAAGAUUAAGCGGGGUAUUGGUUAGUUUCCAUGCAUCUUUGCUGACUAGCCUAUUACCUCAGUUAACCAGCCCCAGAAUGGCGGUGAGGAAGCGUUCCAUCUUGGCUCUGGGUCACUUGGUUCCCUGCUGCAGCCCCGCACUCUUCUCACAGCUCACCACACAUCUAAUGACAGAACUGGCCAAGGCUCCACCCACCUCCAUGUCCCGAACCUACAUCCAGUGUCUCGCUACAGUUAGCCGCCAGGGAGGACAUCGAGUUGGUGAACAUUUAGAAAAGCUAAUCCCAAUGGUAGUCAAGCUGACCAGUGUGGAAGAUGACGAGCUCAGAGAAUACUGUUUCCAGGCAUUUGAAGCUUUCAUGAGGAGGUGUCCAAAAGAGAUGUCGCCACACAUUUCCACAGUGACUGAGCUGUGUCUUAAGUUCAUGACUUAUGAUCCCAACUACAACUACCAUGACGAGGAGGAGGACAGUAUGGAUGUGGACGAGGACUUUGGCGAAGAGUCAGACGAAGAGUACAGUGACGACGACGACAUGAGCUGGAAAGUGCGGCGUUCCUCAGUGAAGUGUUUGGAGGCUCUGGUCCACACCAGGAGAGACCUGCUUCUGUCUUUUUAUUCGUCCCUCUGCCCCGCCCUGCUCGCUCGCUUCAAGGAGAGAGACGAGAACGUUCGGGCCGAUGUCUUCUCUGCCUUCUCCACUCUGCUCAAGCAAACUCGAGCGAGCAGCAGUCAAGUUGGACUGAUGGAGCAGAGGGGCAGCAGGGAGGAGGAGCCUACAGUUGCUUUGUUGAAGAAACAGGUGCCGGUGAUCGUGAAGGCUCUGCACAAACAGCUGAAAGACAAGAGUGUGAAAUCUCGACAGGGCUGUUUCUGUGUCCUCACCCAACUGGCCCAGACUGUCCCAGGGGCACUGGAGGAGCACAUCCCCACACUCAUACCUGGCUUGGUCUUCUCACUGAGAGACAAAUCCACCUCUUCCACCAUGAGGAUUGAUUCCUUGUCAUUUUUUCACAUCCUUUUAUUAUCCCACCCUCCACAGGCCUUUCAACCACACUUGCAGGUGUUGCUUCCUCCGGUGGUAGCUUGUGUAGAAGAUUCCUUUUAUAAGAUUACUUCAGAGGCACUCCUGGUCACACAACAGCUGGUCAAAGUUAUGAGGCCACUGGACCAGACAUCGUCUGUAGCGUUUGAUCCCAAACCAUUUAUUAAUCAGGUCUUCUCCUCAACCAUGAACAGGUUAAAAGCUACAGAUAUUGACCAAGAAGUCAAAGAGCGGGCUAUUUCCUGUAUGGGUCAAAUAGUCUGUCACCUGGGUGACCACCUGGGGGCGGAGCUUAAAGCUGUUCUUAGUAUUUUUCUGGAAAGGUUGAAGAAUGAGAUCACAAGACUGACCACUGUACGGACCAUCACCCUGAUCACAGCAUCUCCACUCAAGAUUGACUUAUCACCUGUCUGGCCUGAGGCCUUGUCCAUCCUGGGAUCUUUUCUGCGUAAAAAACAGAGGACACUGAAGUUGGGGACAUUGACGUGUCUAACAGCUUUAUUCACACAUCAAGCUUCCAACAUGAAACCUGCUCUUCUGGAGUCUGUGCUGAGCGAAAUACCCCCUGUAGUGGACGAAAGCGACAUGCACGUGUCCCAGCUGUCCAUUAACCUACUGACCUGUGUGGCCAAAGCUUGCCCCUCCUCUCUGGCAAAGAUCAGCUCGUCUGUGCUCGCUGGAGUCUUUAAGCUGGUUCACUCUCCACUGCUUCAAGGAGGAGCACUGGUGGCCAUUUUGGAUUUCCUCCAAGCUCUGGUGCUUUCCAAAGCAAGUCAUCUUGGAUACGGUCAGCUGCUGAAGGCCCUGAUGGAGCCUUUCAACAGCCCUGAGUGUCUGGCAGACAUCCACAGACAGUCAUAUCACUCUGUCGCUCGCUGUGUCGCUACACUCUGUGCUGUCUGUCCCAAAGAAACUCCAGGGACAAUCUCCAGUCUCAAACAGCAGGUGAAUAGCCAAAGUUGCCCAGAGUCGGCUCGGGUCCUGGCCUUGUUGUGUUUGGGGGAGGUGGGAAGAAGCAGCAGCCUAGGGGGCUGUAAGGAGGCGCAAGCAGUCAUCCUAGAGGCCUUUUCUUCCUCCAGUGAAGAGAUAAAGACGGCAGCAUCACGUGCUCUCGGCAGCAUGGCGGUGGGAAGUUUGGAAGACUACCUCCCCUUCAUCUUAAAAGAGAUCGCCUCGCAGCCAAAGAGACAGUACCUGCUGCUUCACUCACUCAAAGAGGUCAUCAGUGCAUGCCCAGCCUCCAGCCUCUCCCCGCACUUGGAGUCCAUCUGGGCUCUGUUGAUUCAGAACGCUCUGUGUGCAGAGGAGGGCACCAGGAACCUUGUGGCCGAGUGUUUGGGAAAACUCACUUUAGUCAAUCCUGAUCAGCUCCUGCCCAGACUGCAACAGCAGCUCAAAGAAGGAUCUGCUUUAGCCCGUGUCACAGUGGUAACAGCUGUAAAAUUCACCAUUGUUGACCAUCCUGCUCCUAUCGAUGCACUUCUGAAGAACUGUAUAAGUGAUUUUUUAUCCACACUUAAAGAUGAGGACAUGAAUGUGCGGCGCGUGGCUUUGAUCAUGUUUAACUCAGCCGCUCAUAAUAAGCCAUCUCUCAUUCGAGGACUCCUGCCAAAAGUCCUGCCCAAUCUGUACCAGGAGACGCAGAUCAGGAAGGACCUCAUCAGAGAGGUGGAGAUGGGUCCAUUCAAACACACAGUGGACGAUGGCCUGGAUGUGCGUAAAGCAGCGUUUGAGUGCAUGUAUACCCUUCUGGACAGCUGCCUCGAGGGACUGGACGUGCUCCACUUUUUGGACCAUGUGGAGGAAGGACUCAAAGACCAUUAUGACAUUAGGAUGUUAACCUUCUUGAUGCUAGCACGACUAGCUACUUUGUGCCCAGCUGCUGUUUUACAAAGAUUAGACCGACUGGUGGAGCCACUGAGGGCCACAUGCACAACCAAGGUGAAGGCUGGCUCUGUGAAGCAGGAGUUUGAGAAGCAAGAAGAGCUGAGACGAUCGGCCAUGCGUGCUGUCGCCGCCCUGCUGGCCGUGCCUGAGGUGGAGAGGAGCCCCAGCAUGGCUGAGUUCGCCAGCCAGAUCCACACCAAUGCUGACAUGGCCUCCAUCUACCACAGCGUCCAGGGAGGGGAUGCAGCUGGGCUAGGCCCAGCGGAGAGCAUGGAUAUGGGUUAG
Molecule: messenger RNA, 3660 nt
Organism: Knipowitschia caucasica
Lineage: Eukaryota; Metazoa; Chordata; Actinopteri; Gobiiformes; Gobiidae
Source: the annotation of a GenBank genome assembly